CUUGAUGGGAAGAUAUGCGUGUUGAAGAAGAUCUUGAAGGCUCUCGGAGUUGAAGAUUCGAUGUUCGAAUUCAUCCGUAGCGAAGUAGUAGAAGAAGCUUCAAAGAGGCGGGAAGCUGGAGAAAUUGAUGGAGAGACAGCGAAAGAGAAGGAGUUUUCUGUUUUGCUCUAUGCACUGCAUUUGAAUCUGAGGUGGAAGAAGUAUCUGAUUGUAUUUGAUGAUGUGCGAGACGAGGACAAUUGGGAUGAGAAGCUCGAUGUGAAAUUCAAGGAGGGUGAGAAAUGGGGGAAGCAUCUUUCAGAUGGAUUCCCUAAAGAGUCUGGUGGGAGAGUCAUAUACACGACCAGGGAAAAGAAACUGGCACAGAAGCUAGUUGCAGAAGAACAUGAGAUACAUCGUCUUUGGCCUUUGACUGAUACUGAGAGUGUCUGGAACAUAUAUAAAGAAGCGCUGGAAGAGAAUGAAGAAGAGCCUCCAAGGAACGACAAGAAAUGCUCAGUUGAGCUGAUGAACAAGUCUCGUGGUCUUCCCUUAGCCGCUAGACAGUUGGCCACGCUUCUUCCCGUGUUUCUUUACGUUGAAAAAGCUGACCAGAAAGGUUAUACCCAUGAACCAGCCAACUCAGCCAACAACCCCACUUCAUAAGAGAAUCGACCUACUCAAUCUUAGCUGGCUUGAGAAGAUUGAAGAGCCCUUUUCCAUUAUCUUAUCAUGUUUGCUUUUGUUUUUCAUGAUUUCUUGUUUGUCUUUCAGUUGUAUCAAUAAUCAGAAUCUCCAAGUAGAGUUUUCAAAGCCACACUAUGUUUCUUGGUUUUGAUGUCUGAAAAUGUUGCACUUUUAACUGAAGAAACCAUAAGAGAUAGUUCCGUGUGUACCU
Messenger RNA from Arabidopsis lyrata subsp. lyrata, 877 nucleotides. Its product is annotated as probable disease resistance protein At5g45440. The record is from RefSeq and is a predicted model, not a curated record. The annotation marks the transcript as partial. The transcript has a single exon. Gene Ontology annotation, molecular function: ADP binding. NCBI's taxonomy places the organism in Eukaryota, Viridiplantae, Streptophyta, Magnoliopsida, Brassicales, Brassicaceae.